AUGUCUGCCAAAGCCAUCUCUGAACAGACGGGGAAGGAGUUCCUCUACAAGUACAUCAGCCCGGCGGCGGCGGUCCAGAACAGGUUCCGCUACGCCAGCGUGACGGCCGAGACGGACUUCGACCGCCUGGCCCAGGAGCACCCAUGGCUGCUCACAGAGAAACUGGUUGUGAAGCCGGAUCAGCUGAUCAAGAGGCGAGGGAAGCUGGGUCUGGUUGGAGUCAACCUGGAUCUGAACGGAGUCAAAGAGUGGCUCAAACCCCGCCUCAUGAAGGAGACCAUGGUGGGAAAAGCCAAAGGCAUCCUGAAGAAUUUCCUUAUUGAGCCAUUUGUCCCCCACAAACAGACAGAGGAGUUCUAUGUGUGCAUCUACGCCACCCGGGAGGGGGACUAUGUGCUGUUUCACCACGAGGGGGGGGUGGAUGUCGGAGACGUGGACGCCAAGGCACAGAAGCUGCUAAUUGGGGUGGAUGAAAAGAUCAGCGAAGACCAGGUCAAGAAAGAACUGCUGACCAAGGCUCCCAACGACAAGAAAGCGGUUCUGGCCAGUUUCAUUGUUGGACUCUUCAACCUGUAUGAGGACCUCUUCUUCACAUACCUGGAGAUCAACCCUCUGGUGGUCACAAAAGAUGGCGCGUUCGUCCUGGACAUGGCGGCAAAGAUCGAUGCGACAGCUGACUACAUCUGCAAGUCUAAGUGGGGUGAUGUUGAGUUCCCUCCUCCCUUUGGAAGGGAGGCCUAUCCGGAGGAGGCCUACAUUGCUGACCUCGACGCUAAGAGUGGCGCCAGCCUCAAGUUGACCCUGCUCAAUCCUCGAGGCCGAAUCUGGACCAUGGUAGCUGGAGGGGGCGCCUCAGUGGUCUACAGUGACACAAUCUGCGACCUGGGUGGGGUCGAUGAGCUGGCCAAUUAUGGGGAAUAUUCCGGAGCACCGAGCGAACAGCAGACGUACGACUACGCCAAGACCAUCCUUUCUCUGAUGACACGAGAGAAGCACCCUGAUGGGAAGGUUCUGAUCAUUGGAGGAAGCAUCGCAAACUUCACGAAUGUGGCAGCAACGUUUAAGGGAAUUGUGCGAGCCAUCAGAGACUAUCAGGAGCCUCUGAAGGAGCAUGAAGUCACCAUUUUUGUCCGCCGUGGAGGUCCAAACUACCAAGAAGGUCUCAGAGUGAUGGGAGAAGUAGGAAAAACCACGGGGAUCCCGAUCCAUGUUUUUGGCACAGAAACCCACAUGACUGCCAUCGUUGGCAUGGCUCUGGGGCACAGGCCAAUCCCCAACCAGCCUCCUGUCGCUGCCCACACCGCCAACUUCCUCCUCAACUCCAGCAGCAGCGCUUCGACCCCAACAUCCAGGAGAAAAGCCCCUCUCUCUGAGAACAAAAGCAGAGUAGAGGGCUCACCUACCAAGAAGGUUAAAACUGGAGCUUCCGUUGCCAAGGCAACUACCCUCUUCAGCAAACACACAAAGGCCUUAGUGUGGGGCAUGCAGACCCGGGCUGUGCAGGGCAUGCUGGACUUUGACUACGUCUGCUCCAGAGAAGAGCCGUCCGUCUCCGCUAUGAUCUACCCGUUCACCGGCGACCACAAACAGAAGUUCUACUGGGGACAUAAAGAGAUCCUCAUCCCGGUCUAUAAGAACAUGGGGGAUGCCAUGAAGAAGCAUCCCGAUGUGGAUGUGCUCAUCAACUUUGCCUCAUUGCGCUCGGCCUUUGAGAGCACCCUGGAGACCAUGCAGUACCCACAGAUUCACACCAUUGCCAUCAUCGCUGAGGGAAUCCCUGAAGCUCAUACCAGGAAGAUCAUCAAGGCCGCAGAUGAGAAGGGCGUCACCAUCAUUGGCCCUGCAACGGUUGGGGGAAUCAAACCGGGCUGUUUCAAGAUCGGAAACACGGGGGGCAUGCUGGACAACAUCCUGGCCUCUAAGCUGUAUCGUCCGGGCAGCGUGGCCUACGUGUCCCGUUCGGGCGGCAUGUCCAACGAACUCAACAACAUCAUUUCCCGCACCACCGAUGGCGUUUUCGAGGGCGUGGCCAUCGGAGGGGACAGAUACCCCGGCUCUGUGUUUACCGACCACGUGCUGCGUUACCAAGACACUCCUGGAGUGAAGAUGAUUGUUGUGCUGGGAGAGAUCGGCGGGACAGAGGAAUAUAAGAUCUGCCAGGCUAUUAAACAAGGAAGAAUCACAAAGCCAGUGGUGUGCUGGUGCAUUGGCACCUGCGCCACCAUGUUCACCUCGGAGGUUCAAUUUGGUCAUGCAGGGGCUUGUGCCAACCAGGCCGCUGAAACAGCGGUAGCCAAAAACAACGCUCUGAAGGAGGCUGGUGCCUAUGUCCCCAAGAGCUUUGAUGAGCUGGGAGAGGUCAUCAGGUCUGUGUAUGAUGACCUUGUUGCUAAAGGAGUUAUUCAGCCAGCUGAAGAGGUGCCUGCCCCCACCGUACCAAUGGAUUACUCCUGGGCUCGAGAACUGGGUCUGAUUCGUAAACCAGCCUCCUUCAUGACCAGCAUCUGUGACGAGAGAGGCCAGGAGCUGAUCUACGCUGGCAUGCCCAUCACUGAGGUCUUCAAGUCAGAAAUAGGCCUGGGAGGAACUCUGGGGCUGCUCUGGUUCCAGCGGAGGCUACCGAGGUAUGCCUGCCAGUUCAUUGAGAUGUGCCUGAUGGUGACUGCAGACCAUGGCCCCGCCGUCUCCGGUGCACACAACACGAUUGUCUGUGCCCGGGCUGGCAAAGACCUCAUCUCCAGCCUCACCUCCGGCCUCCUCACCAUAGGCGACCGCUUCGGAGGGGCCCUGGAUGCUGCGGCAAAGCAGUUCAGCAAGGCGUUUGAUAGCGGCAUGCUCCCCAUGGAGUUCGUCAACAAGAUGAAGAAGGAUGGCAAGCUGAUCAUGGGCAUUGGACACAGAGUCAAGUCGAUUAACAAUCCGGACAUGAGAGUCCAGAUCUUAAAGGACUUUGUGAAGCAGUACUUCCCUUCCUCCCAGCUGCUGGACUAUGCUCUAGAAGUAGAGAAGAUCACCACCUCUAAAAAACCCAACCUGAUUCUGAACGUGGACGGCCUCAUUGGCGUGGCCUUCGUAGACUUGCUCAGAACGUGUGGUGGAUUUACACGGGACGAGGCUGAUGAGUUUGUGGAAAUUGGUGCCCUGAACGGCAUCUUUGUCCUGGGACGUAGCAUGGGAUUUAUUGGUCACUACCUGGACCAGAAGAGGCUGAAGCAGGGCCUGUAUCGCCACCCCUGGGAUGACAUCUCCUAUGUGCUUCCAGAGCACAUGUCUAUGUAA
This is a messenger RNA of Menidia menidia (Atlantic silverside), 3279 nucleotides long. Lineage: Eukaryota; Metazoa; Chordata; Actinopteri; Atheriniformes; Atherinopsidae. The record is from the annotation of a GenBank genome assembly.